Molecule: messenger RNA, 1635 nt
Organism: Clunio marinus
Lineage: Eukaryota; Metazoa; Arthropoda; Insecta; Diptera; Chironomidae
Source: the annotation of a GenBank genome assembly
AUGUUGCUGCUGAAAGUAAUGUUGGCAUUUGGUUUUCUUCUCAUUGCGUUUGUGAUGAAAUCAAGUGGAGAAAAUUUCGGUUUAUGUGAGAAAACUGUGAUGAGAAGAUUUUUAAACACCAGCGUCACACCGGCGGUUUACUAUAAAGUCAACACAACAAUUCGUGAAUGUUGCUUCGGUUUUAUGACCGUCGGCGACCAAUGCAUUCCCAUGUGUCAGAACGUUUGCAUAAAUUCACGUUGUGUUGGUAACAACAAGUGUCAGUGCCACUCUGGUUAUUAUCCAGUAGAUCACUACAGGUGUUUACCGAAAUGUGAACCUUUAUGUGGCGAUAACAUGGCGUGUUUAGCACCCAACAAAUGUCUCUGCAAGCCACAAUAUAAAAAACUCAACGACUCAUACUGUGAACCCAUUUGUUCAUUCACAGAUGACAAUUUUGAGUGUAUCAAUGCGAAAUGUCUCGAGCCGAAUGUGUGUGAGUGUUUUGAAGGCUAUCGGAGAGUGUCCGAGUUUCAAUGCGAACCAAUCUGUACAAAUUGUAUGAACGGCGAAUGCAUAUCACCGGAAAAUUGUGAAUGUUAUGAGGGCUAUGAGAAAGAUUCUUAUGGAAUUUGUACGCCAAUCUGUGAUCCGAAAUGUCUCAAUUCCAAAUGUGUUGCACCAAACACUUGUGAAUGUGAUGAGAAUUUUGAAAAAUAUUUGAAAAGUUUUGAAUGCUUAGAGAAGCAAACAAUAAAAGAUCGCCAGAGUUGUGUAAGUUCUUGCACAAAUGGAAGCUGCAGUUAUGAUGGUGUGUGCGUUUGUGAUUUAGGAUUUGAGAUGUUCAAUGGGAAGUGUUUGAAGACAUGCAAUAAAGAGUGCAUCAAUGGGAAAUGUUUGGAAGAUCAAUGCGUGUGUCCAAAGGAUUACAAAUUAUCAGAAAAUUCAACGUCGUGUCUGCCAAUUUGUGCAUUUGAAGACGGUCACGAUUGCAUUAGUGGAAUUUGCAUUGCCCCUCAAACUUGUUUAUGUUACGAAGGAUUUAAGUUCCUUGACUCUAGAAAUUGUACUUGCGUUCCAAUGUGCAAUCCACAAUGCAUCAAUGGGAUUUGUACUGAAGAUGGUUGCAUUUGUCACGAAAAUUUCUACAAUAUUUCCGCCUAUGAAUGUAUUAAAAAUUGCACAGAGGGAUUGAAAUGGAUUUAUGAUGAAUGCAUCGAAGAAAUUGAUUUCGACUCGGAAGAAAUUGAUUUCGACUUCAAUUUCAACACAACAACUGACAAAAUGUCAUCUUAUGAAGAUGAAACUGAAGAUGCAGUGACAAUGGAAACAAAAGAAUCUCCCGAAAUGUUUUUCCCUGACAAUGAAACCUCAUCAAAUGAAAGUUUCUUAGUCAACAAAACCACAGGCAUUUUCAUUGAGAAGUCUCAUCUCCCACCACUGCCACAAUUAAUACCAAUCAAAGUCAUCAUUUUGUUUCUGUCAAUUAUCAUUUUCCUGAUUGUAUCAAUUCUUCUCACCUUUUGUUUCUUGUAUCAUCGAACUAAUGCAAAAAAUAUUUAUCAUGUGCAUCAGAAAGAAAAAUCGUCCAAUUGUGUUUACUUCGUGCCACAAAGUGAAGUUGCAACUUCACCUGAUAGUGAAUGCAGUUUAUGA